This is a messenger RNA of Echinococcus granulosus, 354 nucleotides long. RefSeq lists its product as hypothetical. The transcript is spliced from 4 exons. The coding region runs from base 1 to 354 and encodes 117 amino acids. The record is from RefSeq and is a predicted model, not a curated record. NCBI's taxonomy places the organism in Eukaryota, Metazoa, Platyhelminthes, Cestoda, Cyclophyllidea, Taeniidae.
AUGCCUGCAUUAGCUAACUUGCAUAGAGGAUGCAAAGUUUUUGCAGAUUCGAACUACGAUGAGGAUAAGUCAGAUGAACACACUGCUGAUCACACUAGGCUGUUUCUUCAAUUUUCAAUUUUGGGUUUCGGGGCUAUUGAAUUAUUAUUUAAAAAUAUUGUCUGGCUUUCAAAGUACCUCUUUAAUCAAUUCUCCUUUAACGAUGUUCUGAGGAUGAGAAAUCCCGGCAUUGAUUCAUUCAUUAAUCAUCCUACCCAUUUAGGAUUUCUAGCAUAUAUUUACAUGACAGUGCAUCUUUCAUUUACUCCAAAUCCCAUUCAGAGAUCACUUAUUCCCUCUAGAGAUCCAUUUUAG